Molecule: messenger RNA, 3064 nt
Organism: Callorhinchus milii (elephant shark)
Lineage: Eukaryota; Metazoa; Chordata; Chondrichthyes; Chimaeriformes; Callorhinchidae
Gene: p4ha2
Product: procollagen-proline, 2-oxoglutarate 4-dioxygenase (proline 4-hydroxylase), alpha polypeptide 2
Exons: 16
Coding region: 264-1934 (556 amino acids)
Biological process (GO): peptidyl-proline hydroxylation to 4-hydroxy-L-proline
Cellular component (GO): endoplasmic reticulum
Molecular function (GO): iron ion binding; procollagen-proline 4-dioxygenase activity; L-ascorbic acid binding
Source: RefSeq, a predicted model, not a curated record
GGUUAGAUACCCAGCCAGCUAGGAUUUGGCUUGCAAUUUGAAUUUCUCCUCUUAGGUGAAAUGUGAGAUUUGGGAGGUAAUCACUACGUGGCAGUCGAGGGAGAGAUUUGCUCAUAGAAGCUGGAUUCCCAGGGAAAGGGACUGGGCAGAGAAAAGCACAAGAGGAGAGAGACACACACACAGAGAGAGAGAGAGAGAGAGGAGAGGAGGAGUGAUCUGUUCACAAGCUGUUUUGCUGGAGGUCGCAUCCACUGUCUGUGAACAUGGAAUACUGGGCACUUUAUCUCCUGCUGGUAACCUGGUGCUGUACGUGGUACACACAAGCUGAAUUCUUCACGUCCAUAGGUCAGAUGACAGACCUCAUUUACACAGAGAAAGACCUGCUCCAAUCUCUGAAAGAAUACAUCAAAGCAGAAGAGACCAAACUAACUACAAUUAAAAACUGGGCUGAAAAGCUCGACGAGCUGACCCAGGUCUCCACCUCCGACCCGGAAGGGUAUCUGGGCCAUCCGGUCAACGCGUAUAAGCUCAUGAAGCGACUCAACAUGGAGUGGCAACAGUUAGAGAGCCUGGUGCUGCAGGACACGUCAGAUGGAUUCAUCGCUAACCUCUCACUUCAGAGGCAGAGAUUCCCGACGGAUGAGGAUGAAAGCGGAGCAGCUCUGGCCUUGAUGCGUCUUCAGGACACGUACAAACUGGAUUCCGACAGCAUCUCCAGGGGCAACCUGCCAGGCGUGAAGUACAGGACGUCUCUCACCGUGGACGAUUGCUUCGAACUGGGCAAGACGGCGUACGGGGAAAGCGAUUACUACCACACGGCGCUGUGGAUGCAACAGGCCAUCAAGCAGCUGGACCAGGGGGAGGAGUCCACAGUGUUCAAAGGUGAAAUCCUGGACUAUCUCAGCUACUCCGUGUACAAGAUGGGAGACUACGGCCGGGCUGUAGAGCUCACAAAACGUCUGAUCGCCAUCGAUCCGACACACGAAAGAGCAAAGACCAACCUGCAGUACUUCGAGAGCGUGCUGUUGGAAGAGAGCCAAAAGCGGGACAAGAAUCACCAGGAGCCGGAGGGGGAAGUUGCCUCCGAAGACAGGGUGUCCAUCCAGCCUGCAAACUACGUGUUCGAGAGGGAUGCAUACCAGGCUCUGUGCAGGGGAGAGGGAAUUAAAAUGACCAUCCGUAGACAGAAAAGGCUGUUCUGUCGUUAUCACACCAACCAGCACCCUCGCCUAACCUUCAAACCGUUCAAGGAGGAAGACGAGUGGGACAGUCCUCACAUUGUGCGGUACUACGAUGUGUUAUCAGACGAGGAAAUCCAGAAGAUCAAACAGCUGGCGAAACCCAGGCUUGCCAGAGCAACAGUGCGUGACCCUAAAACAGGCGUUCUAGUAGUUGCCCAUUACAGAGUGUCUCAAAGCGCUUGGCUGGACGACGCUGAGGAUCCUGUCAUAGUCCGAAUCAACCAGAGGAUAGCGGACAUCACCGGCUUAGACGUCGAAACAGCGGAGUUACUCCAGGUAGCGAACUACGGGGUUGGAGGACAAUAUGAGCCACAUUUUGAUUUCUCUCGACGUCCUUUUGACAGCGUUCUUCAGACGGAUGGGAACAGACUAGCUACCUUUCUGAUCUAUAAAGAGGAACCCGAUGCUUUCAGAGAAUUAGGCACCGGGAAUCGGCUUGCUACUUUUUUAAUCUACAUGAGCGAUGUGCAAGCAGGUGGAGCUACAGUAUUUCCUGACUUCGGUGCUGCUGUAUAUCCCAAAAAGGGUACGGCAGUAUUCUGGUACAACCUCUUAAGGAGUGGGGAAGGUGAUUACAGGACAAGGCACGCAGCAUGUCCAGUAUUAGUGGGAAGCAAAUGGGUCGCUAACAAGUGGAUUCACGAGCGAGGGCAGGAGUUCAAGAGGCGGUGUGGGUUGACAGAAGUUGAUUGAUUGAGCCUUCGCCUUCCUCCACGUUAUUCCUGCUUUACUCCCCGUCUCUUCCCAGGAUCAUCCGACAGAACAAUUCAUCUCAUCUCGUUUGCUUUGAGCAUUGUGAAAUCCUUGAUCUACUGUUCACUGUUCCCACCCGCGCCCUCUCCGAUACGAUAUCCCUGGAUAAUCUCAUUGAACCAGUCCCUCUUUAUAUCACCUUAUACCCAAACAACGGUCUUUCCGUAAGAACAAUUGGAACAUUUGGUUUGUGUGCUCGAGAGAAAUGGCAGCCCUGAGUAUUUGGAGUGUGGGGAGGGGGGGGGAACUUGCUUCAUUCUUUCCGUCUCAAUGACUUAGACGUGAGGACAAAACCCCAAACUUUGAAUGGAUGCGUGUCAGUGUGUGCAUGUGUGUGCGUGUUGGUAUGCGUGCGUGUUUGCUUGUUUGAUGGAUGUCUGUGUUUGUCUGGAUGUGAAUAUGAAUGUUGAUAUACGUGUGCAUUUGUACAUAUGUCUAGGUAGGUAUGUCCUUUGUGCGUUGAUAUGUAUGUGUGCAUGUGUAUGUAUGUAUGUGAGCGGGUGUGUAUGUAUACAUGUACGUUUGCAUGCGUGUGCGCGCAGAUAAUUUUGUGGGAAAAGUACGUCUGGUAUACUUCUGGGGGAAGCCUAUCACCGUUGUACAUUGGAUCUCCUUGUUGCACAAAAAAAANGGCUUCACCAUGUUCUUUCUCUCUGUCUCUUGCUCUUUCUCUCUCUCCGUCAGACCCCGGGCAGCCUGAAAACAUAGCCAAACAUCCCCAGAUGCGAAGCAAAAGAGAGCUGUUUUUUAAUCGAAAACUGCAGCAGAAUUUAGUUGCCAUAAAUUAAACUCGCUGAGAGUUCAGUAAUGAUACCCAGAUUGUGUUUUUUUUUUAAUUAGGCCCCAAUUUCUCUGUGAGACAGCCAGGAAGGCAAGUGGGAGAAGCGCCUAAGUUGAGCGGUGUGUGUGUGUGUGUGUGUGUGUGUGUAAGUGCGGGUGCAUGUGUAUGAUUACUGUCCCACUGUGGCCUGUCAGGUUAAACAUCAAAGAACAUCACAAACCUAAUGGAAAUCAAGGGAGUUCUGCUUCUGUCGAGCGCUAAGAAUCAGACAUUCCAUGUCAUUCAUUCC